Notolabrus celidotus (New Zealand spotty) is the source of this 4833-nucleotide messenger RNA. It is a transcript of the gene gsx1, whose product is annotated as GS homeobox 1. Gene Ontology annotation, cellular component: nucleus. Gene Ontology annotation, molecular function: DNA-binding transcription factor activity, RNA polymerase II-specific; sequence-specific double-stranded DNA binding. Gene Ontology annotation, biological process: regulation of DNA-templated transcription. The coding region runs from base 3611 to 4339 and encodes 242 amino acids. NCBI's taxonomy places the organism in Eukaryota, Metazoa, Chordata, Actinopteri, Labriformes, Labridae. The transcript is spliced from 8 exons. The record is from RefSeq and is a predicted model, not a curated record.
GGUAACGUUGGCGGUAAGUUCCCAUGAUUCCUUGCGUGACGUAAGAAUUGCUCAACUCACCGCGGCCCUCAUUGCUGAAGCGGCCUUGAGGUGACUGUCAGAAAAUAGGACUUGUUUUCCAUCGAAUGACACCUAACACCACAGCAGGACAGCUGAAGAGAGAAGGGAAUGGGGGAGCAGAGAGACGUGGAAGACAUGCAGCAACCUGUGACCACUGUGACAAGAACUAUAGUAUGGCUUCUAGGUCCUGCUGCUGAUCAGCUAUGUGAGCGAUGAAGAGGAUGUUGAGGAGCAUUGAUGGAACCUGUCUUCCUGUCAAACAAGGAGCAAUCCAAGGUCCUGCUGCUGAUCAUCUGUGAGCGAUGAAGAGGAUGUUAAGGGGCAUUGAUCAAGUUUAGGUUUUCAGACCUGUCCUCCUGUCAAACAAGGAGCAAUCCAAGCCUCGAAGGCGCGAUGGCGUCCCCCUUUUUCCUCGGCCUAACGGGAUUAGUCGUGCCAGUGCUACCCCGGCUGUCACGGUCAGCCAGCUGUCUUCUGAUGGAAGUCCUGAACCACUUGUUGCAUCUUACUGUCUCCAUGGCCGCUCUGUUAAAUAUCAUCUGCAGGAUAAGAGGUGCAGCAGGAGCUGCAGUCUGUGAUGUUGCCUCAGGGGGAGAUUAGGAGGGGCAGCCGGCCCUCUGUGUCACGUCGACAGUCACAGCGCCCAUCCGCGGCCGGGCCAAACCCCACUGGGACCUUAAAUCCUGUUACACUGUCAGCUAAAACCAUCAUUUGUAUUAGAGAUGUGUGGGUGUUUAAGUGUGUGUACAUAUUAAGUGCGGGGGGAUAGUGUCUUAAACUAUGAAUAAUUCAUAUCAAAAAGAAAAGGAGAUAUUGACUACAUCUCCAUAAACAGACUGCUCUCUUUAUGUCAUCAGGCACGAGAUCUUUGGGUAUAAUUGCGUAAAAGCCCCUGAAAAUGUGCUUCUGCAGCGGCACAGCAGGCACUGGUCAGUGUUAUCAUCAGGGAUGAACUUGAGUGAUGGCAAUUGUUCCAACUUAAUAUCUUAUAAAUAAUUUACUAUUUCAGGGGCAUUGCUUUCACCCCUAUCAAGCAUAAACGUUAAGAAGCUUUGGUAACUCACAGCUGUAUGCUGAACACAUGCUGAAUGUGUCUGUUAAGGGAAAACACAGAUCUGGAUGUGAUGAUGCAUGAACCUUAUCAUAAGAGGCUAUGAAUGUAUAUUUUUUUUAGCUUCAGAGUGGCCCAAAAACAGUAAUAGAGUUGUUGUAAUGUGAGUGGGCUAUUUCCCUCCAUUAUUUAUCUCAGUAACAAGUGAUUAUGGAGAAUGAGAUUCUUUGCACUUCUGGCCCGCGCCUCCAGAGGGAGGUCAAAACUAUUUGUCAGUCUCCAGUUGGGAUUGCAAAUUAGGAUGAGCCUCCCUGCGUGACGACCCAUGAAACCUCUAUUCCUAUCCACGGGGUGACUGCUGUACAUAAUUCGAAAAUUAGGGCCUUUGAUAACAUCUUUAUGUUAAGCAAUACGUCAAUCUGCCAACACCAUGCUGGAUAUCUGCCGCUGUAAAAAGAAAGCUGUGUUUCAGAUACAAGUCAAACCUGCAACGUUUAAAGCUAAGGCUGAAGAAGAUUAUGCGUUUUAUUUAGCUUAAGGCUUUUACGCACGAGCUGACAAUCUCUUCAUGAGAAUAGGCGUUUUUAACGUAUCAAGAAAACAUGUCAUUAAAUUAUUACCUUAUUAAGAAUCGAAAGAAAAGCGAUAGAUUGUGUUUAGAAGAUUGACAGACUGGUUAAUGGCUAAUUCCUGGCAGGAAAUGAAAGGACAUACUAAUGCAACAAAUGAAAAUGGCCCUCGCUGAUAUAAGAGUCGUGCAGGAGGGUAUUUAGUCUUGUUUAAAGGGUUUAACUGCUCCUAAUUUGUAUCGACUUUAAUGGUACAGGCUAAUUACAGGUCUGGCCUUUAUGGAAGAUUAACGUUGUGAAGCUGAGCACAUUAGGCCUCUUAUUUAAAGAGGAGGACAGAUAGCAUCACAGCGUCGUUGUGUAUAUAAUGUAGAACAGAAAAUAUUAUUUAUGACUAGAUUAUUUUGAUAAAUAGUGCAUAAAGGCAGGUAAGCUAUAAACAUACAGACGACAUUAGAGAGGUGAAAAGAAAGCAUGCUGGCACCAAAUAUCACACUGAAGGAGGGGUUAUUGCAGCAGAUGAAACUUAAAACUCUACAUCACACACUAUAGACUACCUUUGCAUUAGUCCAUUAAACCUCUGUUCCUGGUGUUAUCUUUACCCCUCAUUUCAAGGUAACCACGGAAAACUCCCACGUUCUCCUUAUUGAAAAAGAAGAGAAGAAGAAGUUGGAGGAACAGAAAUGACAUUCCAGUAUUUACUCACACAUUACGGCUCUGUGCCUUUGAAGGUCUUGUUCAGAAGGCCUUAAAGUGAAAGAAAAUGUUUUCCUAUUACUUAAUUCAAUCAGAGCGCAAGGCGGGGGCUUCACGCGCCGCGCAUUGGGCUCCUCUAUGACAGAGUCGCCUUUGUUGCGUCUAUCCGCCGCUGUCACACACUUUAAUUCGACUCUCUUUCUCUCUCAUUGAAACCCCUCCACAAUGACAUUCAAUAAGGGCCGCAGAGUGAAAACCUGGUUAUUUUUACAUAUUCUUUCCCCCGACUCGGCAGGGGCCCGAGCAAAGGAAUUAAUCACUGCUCUUUAACAGCACUGCCUUCAGGCGAUGACUUGUCCCUUUUUGUGCCCAGAAAUGACACAUUAACCUCAAAAUGGAUAUGCAUAAACUUUACAUUCAGCUGUUGCGUUUUUAUGUGUGCACAGCAAAGUAGCCACACAAGUGCAAAAUACCUGCAUCACAAAUAAUUCAUCUCGCACACUUUACAUACAAAAUAAUGUAAGAAUUUGUAUUGUUUAUUCAUUUAAAUGUAAUACAUGUACACGUACAGUUCAUGUUGCUUAUAGUUGACAUGCUAUCCUCACCUUCUUAAUUAAUUAAUAUUUGAUUUUAAAUAUUUACAUGUAGUGAUUUUGUCAUUUGCAAGCUGUUUUUAAUAAUAAAUGUACACACGACUUUGUGAAUAUCUCUGGAAGUGUUUGUCUAUUCGCUCUUCUCGCUUUGCCCAUACACACGCUUAGCACUAUAACUUAUACUGAAACAUAUCUGAUAGGCUGUUUAGUAUCCAAGACAAAACUUGAAUACACACUCUGGCUUUCUGAAUGUGACAGAAAGGUUUUUUCGCGCACAUUGAAGCGCUGCUCUAUGAUAAAAUGAGAGUGAUGAUAAAAGGGAGAAUGGGCAGUGCCGCCUCUUGCGGCGUGGGUGGGGCUGACAAGAAUAGACUACAUUAUGCAGUUCAUUUAGUUAACAAGUGAAAUAAUGGGGAAGCGUGCAGUGGGAAUGCCGAGAGAAAGGCACAAAACCCUAUUGAGAGCUCUUGGCCGCUUACAGCGUAACCGUCACAUGGCCGAACCGAGUCCACGGCAGCUAUUUAAGGAGCGACGCUGCGCCUUCAGCACCACUUCGCUGUCCACUGUCUCGAAGAGAGCACGCUGACACCACCACGCGCCGGAUCCAACUUCAACCAAACUGAGCAACAAGUUUUGCAACCAUGCCGAGGUCUUUUCUCGUGGAUUCCUUGAUUCUACGGGAGGCCAGCGACAAGGGGAACGAGAACAACCCACCUUUAUUCCCGUACGCCGUGCACUCUCCGCACCAACCGCACGGGCUCACAGGCUCGUGCCACUCCAGGAAAGCCGGUCUUCUGUGCUUCUGCCCGCUGUGCAUGACCGCGUCCCAGCUCCACCCGUCCCCACCGACUCUGCCGCUCCUCAAGUCUUUUUCUCCCUUCAGCACGCAGUACUGUCACUCAGCUCUGUCCAGGCAACACGCUUCAUCCAACAACAUCAACCUCAGCCACGGACCCGGGAUAUACCAGGCUGCGUACUCUGUCCCAGACCCACGACAGUUUCACUGCAUCUCCAUCGAGAGCAGUAACAGCAAACUUCAGAGCAGCAAGCGCAUGCGCACGGCCUUCACCAGCACACAACUUUUGGAGCUGGAGCGCGAGUUCACCUCCAACAUGUACCUCUCCAGACUGAGGCGCAUCGAGAUCGCCACGUACCUGAACUUGUCCGAGAAACAGGUGAAAAUCUGGUUCCAGAACCGCAGAGUGAAGCACAAAAAGGAGGGAAAGAGCAGCGGCCAAAGGACUGGUUCACAUAACUGCAAAUGCUCGUCCCUGUCAACCGCAAGGUGCUCGGAGGAAGAGGAGGAUGACAUGCCCAUCUCUCCAUCCUCGUCUGAAAAGGAGGACGUGGACCUGUCCGUCUCCCCAUGAACUAUUUCCCCUGCCUCCCCUUUGAAAGAUUUUGGUCCUCAUGAGUUUGAAAACAGCCAAAAAAAAAGACUGAUCCACUUGUGUUCGGUCGUUUGUAUAUACAAAGAGAAUAUUUAAUCAGGGAAUUGCCCUGAAUUAUUGUAUAGCUGUAUACAUGUUGUACGUUUUGUAUGUAGUUUUUUUCUGAAAACGGCCCAUUUGUUGUUGCCAAUCCCAUGAGUAUGGUAGGCAUCUUUGUAAAGACAAACCCAAAUGACAAAAAGAAAAAAAACAAUAGCCACAUUGUUUAUUAGUAUUUUGGGCAAGACAGUAUUUUGUAUACAUGGUUACCAUACUGGUUAGAUUCAGUCUAUGUGAAUGGAACUGUGACUUCAAAUGUGGAAAUCUGGAGAGACAUUGCUGAGAUCACUCUGAAAUUAUAUCUUCAGUGUAAUUGAAAAAUAUUUAUUUAUUUAAAAAUGUUGAUACUUAAAUAAAAAUAUUUCUGAGCUGCA